This is a messenger RNA of Verticillium dahliae VdLs.17, 1860 nucleotides long. RefSeq names its product phenylacetone monooxygenase. The coding region runs from base 1 to 1860 and encodes 619 amino acids. NCBI's taxonomy places the organism in Eukaryota, Fungi, Ascomycota, Sordariomycetes, Glomerellales, Plectosphaerellaceae. The record is from RefSeq and is a predicted model, not a curated record. Gene Ontology annotation, molecular function: flavin adenine dinucleotide binding; N,N-dimethylaniline monooxygenase activity; NADP binding. The transcript is spliced from 3 exons.
AUGACAGCCCCCGUUGAAGUCCCAGUGGCUCCGCCAGUUAACCCAAGUUCGUUCAACCUCAUCAGUACCCCGACAGACGCAGAGAUUCCCCGCAUGCCAGCAGCAGAGUUGCCAGAAGUCUUGACAAAUGGCUUCCAACGGCCUGUCACCAACGGCCGCAGCACCGCGAACGGGGUCGUCGAGGAUCCCUUCAAGCUCAGCUCCGAGUACGCCUACACACCAAGAAAGAUCAAGGUCAUCACCAUUGGCGCGGGUUUCUCCGGCCUUCUCAUGGCCCACAAGUUCCAGCACAGGUUCCCCGAGAUGAGGGACAUUGUCGAGCACAAGAUCUUCGAGGCUCGGUCUGAAGUUGGCGGCACGUGGUUCGUGAAUGACUAUCCUGGCGUGCAGUGCGACGUGCCCGCACACAUCUACGUCAGUGGCCUUCUGAACCAAGGUCUGGAGCUUGGCGGCGUCGGCCCGGACAUCCUAGCGUACAUCAAGGCGACGGUGAAGAAGUGGAAUCUCGACCGCGAUCUUCACCUCAACACCAAGGUUGUCGACGCCAUCUGGCAAGAAGACUCCGGCCAGUGGCAGGUGACCGUGGAGCACGAGGGCGUGCGACGCGUCGAGCACUGCCACGUUCUCAUCUCGGCGCAGGGCGUCCUCGUGCACGAGUCGUGGCCCGAGGUCCCCGGCCUGCGGGACUUCAAGGGCCACCUCACGCACUCGGCGGCGUGGGAGCACAACUACGACUACGCCGGCAAGAGGAUCGCCGUCAUCGGCAACGGCUCCUCGGGCAUCCAGAUUGUGCCGCAGAUGGCCAAGCUGCCCGGCACGGACGUCAAGAACUUCAUCCGCGGGCCGGCGUGGGUGUACUACCGCGCGCCGCCGUCCAAGCACCUCGGCCGCGACGACCCGGACCCCAACCCGCGCUACACGGACGACGAGCGCAAGCGCUUCCGCGACCCGGACUUCCACCUGCAGCACCGCAAGGGCAUCAUCUCGCGCACCAACAAGUCGUUCUACAUCUUCAUCAAGGGCGAGAACAACCGGCAGGGCAUGAAGAUGGCGGCCGAGCAGAUGGCCGACAAGCUCGGCCACGACCCGGAGCUCUGCGCCACCCUGAUCCCCACGUGGGAGCUCGGCUGCCGCCGCAUCACGCCCGGCCCGGGCUACCUCGAGUCCUUCCUGCGGCCCAACUGCAGCGUCACCAACAGCGGCAUCACGCGCGUGGCCGAGAACGGCGUGCACACGGCCGACGGAAAGUUCUACGAGUGCGACGUCAUCGUCUGCGCCACGGGCUUCGACGUCUCCCACCGUCCCCGCUACCCCGUCAUCGGCAAGUCCAAGAUCGACCUCGCGACGCGCUGGGCCGAGGAGCCCGACUCGUACCUCUCGGUCGCGGUGCCCGACUUCCCCAACUACUUCAUGAUGAUGGGCCCCAACUGCCUCGGCGGCCACGGGUCGCUGGUCGAGUCGCUCAACUGGACGGGCGACUACUUUGUCAAGUGGAUCAGGAAGAUGGCGACCGAGGACAUCCGGUACGUGACGCCCAAGCAGGCCGUCGCCGACGCCUUUAUGCGCUACGGCGACGAGGUGCACAAGACGCUCGUCUGGACCGGCGCCUGCAAGAGCUGGUACAAGCGCAACCGCGUCGACGGCCGCGUCACGGCCCUGUUUGGCGGCAGCGCCCACCUGUUUAACAGGAUGCUGGGCGACAUUCGCGGCGAGGACUUUGACGUCACGUACAACACGGCCAACCCGUUCCGCUUCAUGGGCAACGGCUUCACCGAGUGGGAGAUGGACCCCAAGAGCGACCUGUCGUGGUAUGUGGAGAAGGCCGAGGUGCCGUAUGAGGAGGGCGGCAAGUCACAAUGA